Molecule: messenger RNA, 1693 nt
Organism: Penaeus vannamei (Pacific white shrimp)
Lineage: Eukaryota; Metazoa; Arthropoda; Malacostraca; Decapoda; Penaeidae
Source: RefSeq, a predicted model, not a curated record
AAAGCAUGGAGGAGUUACUUUCAUUGAAGUGGAACAACCACCGUUCCACUUUCCUCCACAUUUUGGGAGUUCUCAGGGACAAGCAAUCGUACACGGAUGUGACUCUGGCUUGUGAUGGCAAGUUCUACAGUGUGCAUAAGCUGGUGUUGUCAACAUGUAGUGACUAUUUCUGUGCCAUGUUUGAGAAGACUGCUUGUAAAAGCCCUGUUAUAGUGUUAAAAGAUAUUAAGUGUGAGGACCUUGAGGCCUUGCUAGACUAUAUGUACCUUGGUGAAGUGAAUGUAAGGCAAAGUGACUUAGCGUCUUUGAUAAAGGCUGCCGAAAAUUUACGCAUCAAGGGUCUCGCAGUACCUGAUGAUGAACCUUCAAAUAAAGUUCCGGCGACGUCUGCACCGAACAGAGCUGAACCGGUGAGGAGAGAAGGAGGGAUUGGUAGCCCUCCUGCCAAGCGGAAAAGAAGAGAUGAGGGUGAAGACGGCAGGGAAGAUGUAAGACCGCAGGCCAGUGGUGGCUUACAAACCCCCCCUCCUCCUCCGUCUAGACCAAAGAGCCCUAUUGCCCAGCGCCUGAGCCCUUCCCCCCACAGAACCUCUCAGGAAUCCCCUGCUACAGAUGAUCGUGUCAGCCGUCCCCUCUCGUCGCCAGCAGAAAACCCUGCUUCGUCUCAUGUUACGGCACAAUCUUCCGCACACACCACAGCGUCACAAGCGCAAGCCAGUAGUCAAUUUAGAUCAGAAGAGACUCCCUCCUUUGUCAAAGUAGAGAUGGAGGAAGAAAGUGCCAACGAGAUGCCUGGAGACUCCUACGACCUCAGUGCGGAUGGUUAUAAGGAAGAAGGAGACGAUUCUGGAAGUGGAGUAAAUAAUGAUUUACCUGAGUUCCUACAAGCAGCAGCCACUGGAGCCUUAGCUGGUAGCACAGCCUCGUACCCUCACCCUUCCUUUGCCGGGCCCUCUGGCUACCAGCCGGGAGACCUGGCGGGCUGGCAGGGUGAUGGAUCGUCCAUAGGCUUCCCUGCACAUCUUAACUUUAGCACCUCAGACAGUUCUAGUCAACAGAAUGCACCCGGGGAUGUUGGGGUGGGCCAGGUCGGUGUAAUGGGGAUUGAAAAUCACAACUGGUCAAGAACGGAAGGGAAGGCACAAGGGAGACGCAACGUUUGCCCACAUUGUGGAAAGAGUUUUGCUUACCCAAAAGACCUACGUCGACACAUUCUGACGCACACAGGGGAGAAGCCGUUUGGGUGUCCGUUUUGCAGUCAUAGAGCCAAUCAUAAGAGCAACUUGAAGAUGCACAUAUUCUGUGGCAUGGGGAUAGAUGAAGUCGGUGCAAUGGGAAGUUUGAGUCUUAGUAGACUGAGAGCUGUUGUGAGUACCCACCCCAAGCGACACUUGUGUCCCUUCUGUGGCAAGGGCUUUCAGUCGCCCAAGGAUCUACGGCGACAUAUUCUGACUCACACUGGGGAGAAGCCCUAUCUCUGCCCAUACUGCAAUCACAGAGCUAAUCAGAAGAGCAACUUGAAGUCUCAUAUGCUGUGUGUUCAUAACAAAGACGAUUCCUGAAUCUGGCAAGUUGCGGUUGCGGUUGUUCUAGGAGCGUGUCAGACCUCGAGGUAAAGAUUUGAAAAUGAAUUUACUGGCCAGAAAAAACAACAAAACAUUUGUCAAGGCACCAUAGAUAUCGUUUCUUUUAU